AUGGUUAGCGACAAAAUAAUCUCCAUUAAGAAGAAAAAGAAGAGAACCCUAUCAUCAUCAUCAUCACCAUCACUUCCCAUUCUUCCUUUCGAUCUCAUUCCUGAAAUACUUAGCAGGUUACCGGUGAAGUCUCUGCUUCAAUUCCGAUGCGUCUGCAAAUCAUGGAAAUCUCUUAUCUCCGAUUCCAAAUUCGCCAACAAGCAUCUUACUCUUUCAACCAUGCACACCCUUCACUGCAUAAGCUACCGUCAUAAUGUACACGUCUUACUCAAAUCUUACUCACUCGACUACGUCUUGACCAACAUCACGCAGACUCAGUUUCCUUCUUCUGACAGUAAUGUUUUGUUGGUGGGAUCAUGCAAUGGCAUCCUUUUUCUUGUAAGCGAUGGUAAAGACUUGGUUCAGCUUCAAUUGUGGAACCCUUCCAUUAGAAAAUUUAAAGAAUUGCCCCCUAUUAGUAAACCACAUAGAUUUGCGGGGAUAUAUGGAUUCGGAUAUGAUCCUAUUAGUGAUAAUUACAAGGUUGUGGUUGUUUCAAGUGAUUUAACUCGUGGUGAUUUUAACAAAAAUGAAUUGAAGCUUCAUACUUUGGGUACCGAUUCAUGGAAAAGCGUUUCGGAGUUUCCUUUUGCUAUUGUCUAUGCUCAGCCAUUGGGGCAAUAUGUGAGUGGCACAAUUAAUUGGUUGGUUUUUAUGGGUAUCAAGAGGUUUAUUGCUUCUUUUGAUCUGGGGAAUGAGUGUUAUCGCGAGGUUUUGCUACCCGACGAUUCUGGUCAGGUAUAUAAAAAUAAAUUAAGCUUAAGUGUUUUGAGGGAUUGCUUGUGCAUGAUUUCUGGUGAAGAUGUUUGGGUUAUGAAGGAAUAUGGAAAUAAAGAGUCUUGGACUAAAUUGUUCACUAUUUCUUACAUGCUAGAUCCUCGUGCAUCAUCUUAUUCCUAUAUUAAGGCAGGAUAUGUUCUUGAUGAACAAGUGCUGCUGACGUAUAAAGAAGAUAAGAGAUGGGGACAUAUUUCUUACAAUUAUAAAGAUGACACUUCAAAGUUUAUUGAGUUGGAAAACUUCCCAAAAGUCUGCGUUGAGAGUUUGAUAUCACCGUGUUUUUAAUGCUAUAUAGGAGGUAGAUGCGGUGCUAUGUCACCUGGCAUAAAAAAGAGUAUGUCAUAUAUUAAGUUGAUCAAUAGAUGUAGUAAAGAAAUUCAGAAUAUAUAAGCAAGAAACUUCAAGUAGUUGCUAGGAAGCAAGUGUUAUGCUAUCUUUGUGAAAUUGAA
Messenger RNA from Trifolium pratense (red clover), 1268 nucleotides. RefSeq names its product F-box/kelch-repeat protein At3g23880-like. The coding region runs from base 1 to 1104 and encodes 367 amino acids. Gene Ontology annotation, molecular function: protein binding. The transcript has a single exon. The record is from RefSeq and is a predicted model, not a curated record. NCBI's taxonomy places the organism in Eukaryota, Viridiplantae, Streptophyta, Magnoliopsida, Fabales, Fabaceae.